UCUCUAGAUAAAGAAAGCGUUAGUUCUGAUGAACAAUCGAGAGAAGCUAAAAGACAGAAGGUGGAUUCGCCGUCGUCAUCAACAAUAAAAGGAACGACUAAUACUUCAAAAGUCAAUGAGAAACCAAUACCAGUGGUACAUAGUGGGACUUCCAAAGAGUCAUCAAAAACGACUAUCUCUAAUAAUAACAAUACAUUGGCAUCUUUAUUAGAGUAUAGUGAUGAUAGUAAUAACGACGAAAGUAAUAGUGAUAAUGAUAAAUUGUAA
This is a messenger RNA of Acaulospora morrowiae, 267 nucleotides long. Lineage: Eukaryota; Fungi; Glomeromycota; Glomeromycetes; Diversisporales; Acaulosporaceae. The record is from the annotation of a GenBank genome assembly.